CCCGCCGCCGCCGCCGCCGCUAGCCCGCUGCCGCCGCCCAGCCGCGCGCGAGCGCCAAGAUGGCGUCCAUGCUGCUACAGACGUGUGGCCGGCGGGCCUGCCGCCUGCCCCGAGCGCUGCGCCGCCAGUCCCAGCUGGGUAACUUGGGAGAUCGGGCAUGUUUUAGCUGUACAUCCCUGAGGUUGGCAAACAAAAUGACUGUACACUUUAAAUAUUGCACUAGUGUCCCUCCUGUUUACGGAUACUCCAAAAAAGAUCGCUACUGUUGUUGGACUAAAGGAUCUGAACAAAUAUACUUUACUCUUAGGAGCUCUUCUGGCUCAUGGACGCCACUAGCAACCAUGGGUGUUUCAGGUCCCCAGUAUCUUCCAGUUAGAUGGUGGCACUCUUCACAUCCCCUUCAAGAUGACUCCAUAGUUGAAAAGUCACUGAAGUCCUUAAAGGACAGGAACAAGAAGUUAGAAGAAGGAGGUCCUGUAUAUAGUCCAACAGAAGUGGAAGUUGUGAAAAAACCUAUUGGACAGAGGAUUGUGGACGAACUGAAGCACUAUUACCAUGGUUUUCGUUUACUGUGGAUUGACACUAAAAUAGCUGCAAGGAUGCUUUGGCGAGUACUUCAUGGAAACACUUUGUCUCGUCGAGAGCGGAGACAGUUUCUUCGAAUAUGUGCCGAUCUUUUCCGCUUGGUCCCUUUCCUAGUUUUUCUUGUUGUCCCAUUUAUGGAGUUUUUGCUCCCAGUAGCUCUUAAGUUGUUCCCCAAUAUGCUUCCCUCUACAUUUGAGACAAAGUCUAAAAAGGAGGAAAGAUUGAAGAAAGAAUUGAGAGUAAAGCUUGAAUUGGCUAAAUUCCUUCAAGACACCAUUGAGGAGAUGGCCUUAAAAAACAAAGCAGCCAAAGGAAAUGUUACAAAAGAUUUUUCAACAUUCUUUCAAAAGAUCAGGGAAACGGGUGAAAGACCCAGUAAUGAGGAGAUCUUAAGGUUCUCUAAACUGUUUGAAGAUGAAUUGACUCUGGACAAUCUAACUAGGCCUCAGCUGGUGGCACUUUGUAAAUUGUUGGAACUUCAGUCAAUUGGGACAAACAACUUUCUCCGCUUCCAGCUGACUAUGAGAUUGAGGAGCAUAAAAGCAGAUGACAAACUGAUUGCUGAAGAAGGAGUUGAUACCCUGACUGUUAAAGAACUGCAGGCAGCUUGUCGUGCCAGAGGUAUGAGAGCUCUUGGUGUGACAGAGGAGCGUCUCAAAGAACAGCUUAAACAGUGGUUAGAUCUGCACCUGAACCAGGAAAUCCCUACUUCGUUGCUUAUUUUAUCCAGAGCCAUGUAUCUUCCAGAUACCCUUUCUCCAGCUGAUCAGCUUAAAACAACACUUCAGACACUACCAGAAAGUGUUGCCAAAGAGGCUCAAGUCAAAGUGGCAGAAGUUGAAGGUGAGAAAGUAGAUAACAAAGCACGGCUGGAAGCAACACUUCAGGAAGAGGAAGCCAUCAGGAAAGAAAAUGAAGAAAGAGAGAUGGAAAGGUUGUCUGAAGCUGCCGAGAAAGCCAAAGAAACUCUUCAAGCUACAGCCAUGAAAGAGGUGGAGUCAACAGUAGAUCUUGAAGCAGCUGCUCUGCAAGCUAAAACAAGUCAGUUGGCUAUGGAUGCUGAGCAAGAACUGGCAAGGGCAGAUAUGGCGAUGCAUUCGGAGACACUGAAAGAUACAGCACCAGUAUUGGAGGGUAUUAAGGGUGAGGAAAUCACAAAGGAGGAGAUUGACAUGCUGAGUGAUGCUUGCACCAAGCUGCAGGAACAGAAAAAGUCACUAACAAAGGAAAAGGAAGAGCUUGAGGAACUGAAGGGUGAUAUCCAGGAGUAUAAUGAGGAUUUGCAAGAGAUAAAAGAGCUCUCUAAAACUGGCCAGGAAGAGGCAGUGGAAGAGUCAAAGGCAAGCAAGCGAUUGACCAAGAGGGUGAACAGAAUGAUUGGUCAGAUUGACAAAAUUAUUAAUGAAUUGGAGACAAGUCAAAAGACAGUGGAUGUAAGGCUGGAUGGUGCUGAUAGUUCUUCUGCUGGAUUGCGCUUCCUCUUCAGGGAGAAUCUCAUCAGUAUUGCUGAGCUAAUUAAUGCGAUGAAACAAAUUCAGAAGAUUCCAGAGGAGAAGCUAACCAGGAUUGCAGAGGCCCUAGAUGAAAACAAGGAUGGCAAAAUUGAUAUAGAUAAUGUUGUUAAGGUAGUAGAAUUGAUUGACAAAGAAGAUAUUGAUAUUGGCACCAGUCAGGUUGCUGAGAUUAUGGCAUUGCUUCAAAAAGAAGAAAAACUGGAAGAGAAAGAGAAAGCAAAGGAAAAGCAUGAUAAAGAAGCUGCAGAGGCAAAGAAUUAAGCUUCAGAAUCUGAAGCUAAUCCCGGUUGUAACCAAAACCUUGUAUAUCUUUGUGUCUAAUGGCUAUGUAUUACUUGAGCUUUGUGAUUAUGGGAAGUGUUUUGAGCUGAUUCUAGUAAUAAAUUGUAGAUAUGUUUUCUGAUAUAUGGAAUGAAAUUUCCGUUCAUCAAAGAAGUGAUUUAGUGUCAUUCCAUAGAGAUGAAAACAAUAUAUGCUUCUUUAGCAGUACUCCUGCCCACAAAAUCAUGGAUUUGCACUCGUUGUGGUACAGUGAUCCAUUAAACUUGCAAGUUUGCUGUAUAAAUUAAGUAUAUCUAUCAUGGAAAAAUGUUCCUCAUUUAUUGUCUUGCAUCAUUACGUGGGGCCCAAUCUUGCUCUGCUUCUACCUUUCAGCUUUUUCAGAAUUUAUGCUUUCCCCAAGAUCACGGACUCUUAACAGUUACCCUAGCACUGCCAAAUCCACUACUAAACCAUGUCUCUUAAGUGCCACAUCUACGCUUAGGGCCAUGGUUUAGUGGUGAACUUGGCAGUGCUGGGUUAAUGAGUGGACUCGAUGAUCUUAAAGGUCUUUUCCAACUUAAGCGAUUUUAUGAUUCCUUCACAAUAUUACAUAUUUUCUAACCUGUUAGUGAAGAUUCUGUGGCUUCAGUAGUAGUUCUUCAGAUUGAGUUUUAUUUAAGCUAAAUAUCACCAAGCUGUUGCCUCACUGACAGAGAAUGUGGCAUUCUAAUCACUUUUAUGAAUUGAUGAUGACUAUUCUUUUCAGUUGAAGGGAAAAUCAGAUUUGUUUUUCCCUAGAAUGGAAACUUCCCAUGAAGUUUGUUUUUCUUAUGGGUGCCUUGAAUUUCUUAAGACUAGGGAGUAGAAGAUGUUGCUUCUACUCAAAAUUCCAUGAAUUACUAAAGCAUUGGAAUCACAGGAGCCUUUUUAAAAUAGUUUCAAAACACAAACUAUCACACAGUAAAGUGAGUUAAAGUGUUUGUCUAAAUAACAAAAUGAAAGUAAUCAUAAGGGGAAAAUGUCAGUUGUGAUCUUUAUGCAUAUAAUAUUUUUAAAUGCAGUUAUCUUCACAUGUCUAUUUUCAUCUGGUAGUUACUGACACCGUAACUAGUUCUCUUACCUCUCAAUUUUCAUCUCAGGUAUAAAAUCACUAAUGAGGUAUAGUCACAGUACAUAAAUACUUUCAUCUCAUGGCCUUGCUUACUGUGCAGUCAGCAAGUCACGUCUGGUAUUGCCAGUGCUUUGAUUACAUCAUGGGCUUUCUAAUUAAUUACUUACAGUUACUGUCUUUAACUGUGUGAUUAGAUACUGACAGUAGGUCAAGGUUUACUCAUUAAAGUCUGUCCUUAGUAGUAACUUUUUAAGUUUAAAAACUAAAAUACCAACUCUGGGAUGUUCCAUAAUUCAUGGUAGCCUAAAUUUUCCACUCUUUCUUAAAAUUUGUUAUGAAAAACACAUGGUGUGACCAGAACCAUCAAGGUUGUGGGUUGUUUUUUUAUUUGGCACCCAGUAUUAUGAAACACACAAAUGUUCUUGGUUUUGCGUACGUUAUAGAGAGCACAUAUUACAGUGGUGCUGUACACAGUGAUAGAGGUGGGCAGUUAGUACUUAAAGCUUUUAGUUGUAGUUGCAUAUUUUUGUAGAAAAUGUUGAUUCCCAAGCGUAUUUCAGCAUAAUUCCAUGUUCAGUAUUUAUCUAGAUUGGCUAACUUAUUUGUAAAAACUUAUUUGAAGUUAGUGGAACAAAAAAAGUUUUGACAGUCUCAUGGCUUGCAUGAUGGACCAUUGUAUUUAGUUCCAAAGCAAGAUGUACAGUACAGUUAAUUCUAGAAAAAGGGUCAGUGUUUAGUUCAAAUACUGAGUUCGUAUUUUGUACAGUUUGCAAAGAAAGCUGCUUACAAUAAGUAAGAUCCUCCUGAGAACUACUGUAACUGUAUCUGAAGUCUAAAAUUGCUGUGACAAAGCUGAAAUUUCAAAUCGGUAUGAUUUUUGUGGUUAAUGUAUCCCUAAGCAAGGGAGCUGUUGUCUUCCUUGUAAAUCGAGAUUAACUUGGAGAUUUCAGCACGAAAGUCAGUUUGUAGAUUUUGAAGAUAGGAUUUCGCUAGGUGCUUUUUUUUAGGCCAGAACUUAUCUUAGAGGAAAGCGCAAGAGUAAAACUUAUUUUCACAAAAAUAAAUAUAAAAACUAGUUUUACAUUGUAUAAUCUGCUAUUAGAAUUAAUGGGCUUUGAAGUAUGCUGAUUUUGCAGUUGCAUAUUUUCAAUUUGAAAACAAUGUGUAACAGUCUUACUUGACAUUCCUAAAACGUGAUAAAGAGACUGUCUGUUACCUUUCAUGGAAUAUCAAAAAACCUAAGAAUUGUAUGCACUUGAAUGCAUGCAAGUUUAAAAUGAGGAAGUUGCAGAAAAAGCUGUUUUCAAAGGUUUAUUGAUUAAAGUUUUACAGAGCUUUAACUGUCCUUACAAUAAAUUAUCUGAGUGUAGUAUUUGGGAGUUUAAGACACUUUGCUGCUGUUCUUUUUCUGUGUUUACUGUUCACUUAAAUUUUCUGUGGAUUAAAUAAGAAGGGAGCCAGAGAUAGCCGAUUUUUUAAAAAAAUUAUUUUAUGAAGAAUAUCCUGAUUAAAAUAAUUGCGAUACAUUUAUUUAACAUUUUUACCUUUUGGACUUGUUUGAAAUUUGGCAUAUUAUGAAAUUUUAACAGGUUACAUAAAAUACAUUUAAAUGUCAAUCACAAAUGUCAGUUUUCCCCUGUUCCCUAAAGCGUUUAAAGGAUAUAUGCGUCAGCCAUAGUGAAGCGUUUUUGUGGGAAAUAUCUUCCUUCUGAUGUUGAAAGUAGGCAAACAGCUGGACGUGAACACCACUGUUUUGCAACGUUAAAAAGGUUAGGAAGCUGUCAGUAAUUCACAUUUACCCAGUUUUGAACCUUCCCAAGCAGCUCUGGCCUGGUGAUACAGGCAACUCCAGCAAAUCGGUGGCUUGAGGACUAGCUUCAGAAAACGUGCUUUGUUGUCUUUAGUGUUGACCAAAAAAACAGAAGCUGCAGUACUUUCAGAGAAAGGAUGACUUCUGAAUGUACAGUAACUGGUCAGAACUUAUUCCUGAAUGAAUAUUUAGUCAGGAGAUGUAAAUAUUUGUUUAAAUAAUUAAAGGAUGUGCGAGAUUUCGGUGACCUUGUGACUUACACAGGUAAAGCCUCUAAGCUCAGAGUUAGGUAAUAGGUAAGACUGUUGUUGGGGUUGUUUCAGAUUCAAGAUCACAUUUUGAUAAUAAACUCUUCAAGUGGAAAAAAUGUAAAACACAUAGAAGGCUUUUUAAAAAAUCAUUUUAGCAACAGGUAAGAGAAGUAAAGUAGGAUGUCAUUUCUGUUUCCCCUUCAAAAUAAACAGGUUAUAGGACCUAUUUUAUUGAAAAGCUUGUUUCUGUUUCAUAUUGGCUCAAAAGAUGGUUUUUACUGAGAUAUUCAUCACUAUGUGCUGUGAGAGUAAAUCUGCCUGCAAGUUAAGUACCAGAAAUCUAAUUUUAUGGGUGGUUUGUCAGCAGGAGAAUGUUUGCAGGUAGAGAAUAUUCUCUUGGCAGGAUAGUAACCUUACACUUACAUAGGCUUUGUCUGGGGGGAAAAUGUUACAUCUUUUAUACAACCCUAGAAUACUUCUUGUAACUUUAUAUCUACAUACCUUGCUAUUAACUUAAACUUUAGCUAUUCAGUGUGUAUUUAAAUACUUUUAAAUUGUUUAUAUCAAAUUAUUGGGUAUAUUUAAUUAAUAAAAAUAAUCCCAUAUUCUGUUCUUUGUAUGUAUCCCAAGUUUUGCUUUUCAGUUGAGGAAUUUCAGCCCUGUGUUACAAAUUUAAGUUGAAAAUCUUUUGUCUGUGCUCUGAGCAUACUGGUCCUGUGUUUGCCAUAAUGCCGUAUAAAAUUAAGUUAAUUGGAGCUUGUGUCCUUUGUUGUAAUAAAUGUAUCAUUUUGAAACCUAA
Molecule: messenger RNA, 6331 nt
Organism: Falco peregrinus (peregrine falcon)
Lineage: Eukaryota; Metazoa; Chordata; Aves; Falconiformes; Falconidae
Gene: LETM1
Product: leucine zipper and EF-hand containing transmembrane protein 1
Exons: 14
Coding region: 60-2360 (766 amino acids)
Biological process (GO): intracellular monoatomic cation homeostasis
Cellular component (GO): mitochondrial inner membrane
Molecular function (GO): ribosome binding; calcium ion binding
Source: RefSeq, a predicted model, not a curated record